CGUGUACCUUAACCUCAAAUUAACAUAGUUUAGGAUUUGUUACAUUUUACUAUCUUAUUGCUUCUAGAACCAUUUUUGAAUCGAGUACUCUUCUAAUUCGACGAGAAAUGAGCAAUGUGGAGCUUCAGGAGGAGGAAAGAGAAGUUCUGCUUUCAAUAUAUGAAGGAGAUCCUGCGUUUAAAGAGUUGACACCAACUACAUAUCAAUACAAAUUUGGAGAAGAUAAUGAUAUCAAAUCAUUCCUACUGGAAAUCUCGUGGGGUCCUGGAUAUCCUACCGAGAAACCAACUAUCAAUAUGGACACAUUUUACAACAAACACGUUGUCCAAGAGGUGAAGGACAAAGUGGUGGAACAUGUGGACAACGAAGCAGAUCAAUGGCUGGGUUGCGCUAUGACGUACACACUGUUCCAAUCCAUCCAGGAGCAUCUUACAGAUUUACUAACAGCCCAACCUGAUACAAUAGGAGAACUUAAUUCACAAACUAGUAAAUUAACUAUUACAGAAGAUGUUCAACAGGAAUCCACAAAGAAACCGAAGAAGGAACAGUUGAGCAAGGCACAAAAGCGACGACAAUGGAACAAAGCAGAUGGGAAAGGUGAGAAACCUCGUGGAUGGGAUUGGGUGGACAUUGUGAAACAUCUGUCGCAAACUGGUUCCAAACAAGAACAAGAGUCAUAGUUUCAAGUUCCUUCUCUUUUUUGUACAGGUUACAAUGGUAUUAUAUUUUUAUAAAUUGUUGGGAAUAAAUUUAUUUCCUUGCCCAUAUACGUUGCUUCCAAUUAUUUAAUUAUUGUAAAAAACUUAAUUUUAUGUGGGUAAAUAAAGCCAAAUGUUACGUUAUUGAUGUACCAACAG
Orussus abietinus is the source of this 857-nucleotide messenger RNA. Its product is annotated as RWD domain-containing protein 4. The transcript has 4 exons. Gene Ontology annotation, molecular function: protein binding. The record is from RefSeq and is a predicted model, not a curated record. Bases 108 to 680 code for a protein of 190 amino acids. Lineage: Eukaryota; Metazoa; Arthropoda; Insecta; Hymenoptera; Orussidae.